UUGGCUGCACGUGGAAUGAGUGCCCUCACUGAUCAGCUCCCUGCAUGCCACCUGUGUUCCACCCCCACCCCACCUUGGCCCCGCCCCUGCAGGACUUCUAUCUCUCGUAUGAGCAGCAAGGACAAGAUCUGCCUCCAUGAGCGGGAGAAGCACCCACCCCCUGCCCUGCAGAGCAGCCCGGCUGAGGAUGAGGAGGAGGAAAGCCAGGUGGGACAGGUUCAGCCUCAAAGCCAGGCCAAAGCCUCCAGCAGCUCCAGCUCCGAGGAGGAGAGCGAAUCCGAGAGUGAUGCUGAGUCGGAAAAAGCGAAAAACAGAGAGAUCAUAAACAACUUGAACAACAAACGCAACACCACCAGCCUGCUCCCUACCUCCAUGUCAGCGGGCACUGCUACAGGCCAAGUGAAAAAGCAGGAACCAAGCAAACCCACAACCACUGAGGCCCCGGUCUCCUGGAGAACGUCUCUGAGGAAGGCUGGCAGCUCGGUGACUCUAGGCACGGCCGGACUGUCUGACUCCGGCCCGGACCCCAGCAGACCUCCAGUGUCAGGCCUGGGCAUGACCCGCUCUGCAUCCAGCCCUCGCCUCAGCUCAGAGGCUGACACCAAGGAGCCAAAGCUUGCCAGGGUCCCGCCUAUUCCUACGCGGAGACUCUUCAGCAUUCCCGACAACAGCCCUGACAACUCCAACAGUUGGCUAAGCCGUAGCUCCUCUUACACCCGACGCCUUCAUAGUCAAACAGGACAUGAUCUCACUAGUUCCACCCCCUAUUUGCUUCACAGCUCAUCUUAUGGAAAGAGACUGGAUGACCCCACCUUGACCUCAGCGAGCAUAGGAACAAGCUCCUCUGGACUCAGCCGUCUUAAUAGUGUCUUGGCACAGAGAUUUCCUCAGGAACAGACAGAGAAGAAGGAUCAGUCUGCCGUCACCACCUCCAACUUCUCUCAGAGCAUGACCACGGGCGAGCAGGAAACCAAGCAGAGGCGCAAAUCUUAUCUGACACCUGUGCGGGAUGAAGAAGCAGAGGCACAGAGGAAGGCUCGCUCCAGACACGCCCGCCAGUCCCGCCGUUCAACUCAGGGGGUGACGCUAACAGAUCUGCAGGAAGCGGAGAAGACGAUGAAAACCAGCCAAACCAACAAGACGGACAACAAAGGGAGAGAAAAGAAGGAGGAGGAAGAGAAAGAGAAGGAAGCAAAAGCAAAGAAGGGAGAGGAAGGGGAAGUGAGCUGGAGGUCUCGUAUUGCCAGCCUGCAGAAGUCAGACCUGCUGGGCCUCACGCAACCCGCUGGCACUCCGCGGCCUCAGGCUUCUGACAGGAGAGAUGUGGAGGCCAACACAGGGGAGAGUGAGACUAUGCGAUGGGCCAGGGAGCGCAGGGAGAGGAGACAAGCUCGGGCCAGAAGGAAGGCCCAGAGGACCGGGGAGAGUGAUGACAAUGAUCCAAGUGGAGAGGAAGAGUUCUCAGGCAGUGGGCUGGAUCCACAGGUGUGUGUGUGUGUGU
Paralichthys olivaceus (Japanese flounder) is the source of this 1501-nucleotide messenger RNA. NCBI's taxonomy places the organism in Eukaryota, Metazoa, Chordata, Actinopteri, Pleuronectiformes, Paralichthyidae. The record is from RefSeq and is a predicted model, not a curated record.